Messenger RNA from Planococcus citri (citrus mealybug), 1992 nucleotides. Its product is annotated as transformer-2 protein homolog alpha-like. The transcript is spliced from 2 exons. The record is from RefSeq and is a predicted model, not a curated record. Gene Ontology annotation, biological process: positive regulation of mRNA splicing, via spliceosome; translational initiation. Bases 286 to 1065 code for a protein of 259 amino acids. Gene Ontology annotation, molecular function: RNA 7-methylguanosine cap binding; translation initiation factor activity. NCBI's taxonomy places the organism in Eukaryota, Metazoa, Arthropoda, Insecta, Hemiptera, Pseudococcidae. Gene Ontology annotation, cellular component: eukaryotic translation initiation factor 4F complex; cytoplasm; spliceosomal complex.
GCCCAGGAACCAUCAACAACAACAUCAACCACCAUCUUGCGCUUUCUUCGCAAUUUGUAUGCGGCGUCUGUUGUAAUGUUUUAAAUUAAAUUCAGAUAGAUUUAAAAUUUUUAAUUAGUUCUCGUUAAUCAUUUUCCAUGUGCCCUGGCCCAUGUUCGUUUUAGAUUCCAUAUACAAGUCUGAAUCGAGUUGAAAGAAUUGAAUGCGGUGAUCAACACGCAUCGAAUCACGUUUGGAGUAUUGUUGGUUUGAAAAAAAAACCGCCGUACCGUCACGAUUGUUACAAUGAGUGAUCCAGAAAGUUCGUCUCGCAGCGAUUCGGCCUCCCGCAGUGAAAAUGGUGAGAGAGAAACGCAUUCUCGAAGUUACAGCGAUUCUCCUAGAGACUCGGUAAGUCGUAGCCGUUCACGAUCUCCUAAAGGAUCUUACCGUAAUGAUAAAUAUAAAUCGAGAUCGAGGUCCAGGUCUAGAUCUCGUUCCCGUCGGUCGUAUCGUCGAUCGCGGUACUCCAGGUCGAGAUCACGAUCGUAUUCCCGCCGAGCGAGUCGUUCUCGUAGCCCAGCCUACGGAGGACGAAAAAGGCGGGUCAGUAACGGAGAGCAUCCGAAACCUAAUAGGUGCCUCGGAGUGUUCGGUUUGAGCAUUUACACAACCGAACGACAAAUACGCGAAAUAUUCGCCAAAUACGGCACGUUAGAAAGCGUACAAGUGAUCUUCGAUGCGAAAACUGGUCGAUCUCGCGGAUUCUGUUUCGUUUAUUACGAAAACGAAGACGAUGCUAAAAUGGCCAAAGAACAGUGCAGCGGUAUGGAAAUCGACGGACGCCGUAUUCGCGUUGAUUUUUCUAUAACGCAGCGCGCACAUACGCCAACGCCGGGAAUAUACAUGGGCAAUCCCACGUACACUCGCGAUGACCGUAAGUGGGGAAGAAGAAGAAAUCAUUACGACGAUGAUUACGGAUAUCGUGGUCACCGACGUUCUCCAUCGCCGUAUCGUAGUAGUCGAUAUAGAUCUCGACACUACGAUCGAUCACGAUCUAGGUCUUAUUCGCCUCGUCGCUACUGAUUAGCGAUCGUCGCCAUCACUUUUUUAUUCCGUUCAUUUCACGUUUGCUCUCGUCAUCAAUUUUUAUUUUACGGUGUAUUUCGUACGUAGUAUUCGAUUAUUAAAAUCAUGCCAAAUCUUGCUAAUUCUGAAACAAAAAUGACUAGUGGCGAAGGCGCCAUCGAUAUCAGAUUCCAUAGUACGUCUGUUCAAAAUUUCUUGCUCUUUUUAUUCAGAUUCUCUCUCUCCGUGUCACAUUCGAGCAUUUAAUUCAAUUUUCUAGUCUCGGUUCGUUCUGGUAGAGAGUAAUUAUUCUCGCGUAUGUACUUUCCGUUUUCUAUUUUGACGCCGGCCUGUUUCAUUAGUAACUAAUUAAUCGGCCGAUUUGCAAAGUAAAUAAUUGACAGUUUGUUGACCGACUUGAUUUUAUUCCGAUUUCUCUUUCAUAUUUUGCACGAUCGAAAUUUGCGAAAUUCUUCUACUCGUAUCAAUUCACCCUUGCAUUUUGAGGCGAUGGGAUGGUUGAGGGUUCGACCUGUGUGUACCUAAUUUAUUUUAAGCAUUGUGGUUAUUAGGAUAGUCGUAAUUAAUGUCGUUACGAACUUCAAAUCGUGAUUACGAACGUGAAUGCGACGAACGUAAUUUUUGUCUAUUUAUUAUAAUUGUUUAUACCUGUAGCCGUAGCGUAUUUGUGUAACGAUUGUAUGUAUUAUCUAUUCUGAAGAAAAUUCGAGAACAAACAUUACCCGCAGUACAUUACAUAUAAUACGAGGUAAAAACGGAACGACGAGUAUUCAGAAAAAAAAGAUACCUACCUACCUAAUUAUAAAAUACGGUAGUUGUCUCGAAAUUUAAAUUUAAGCACGCAUGUUGAAAAGAUUUUUCCUUUUCAUAUAAUUUUAAACUCUUGUAAGCUACAUGAAAACCAUUAAAUUUUGUUAAUUAAGA